CCAGGCUCUCUCCGCCAUCUUCAAACCCCUCUGCACAUUUCAACUCUCCUCCAAUGGCUGUAGUUGCUUCAGCUCCAGGCAAGGUUCUGCUGACCGGAGGCUACCUAAUCCUUGACAGACCCAAUGCCGGCCUCGUCCUCAGCACCAACGCUCGCUUCUUCGCCAUUGUCAAACCUCUCUACGACCCUGCCAAGCCUGACAGCUGGGCUUGGGGAUGGACUGAUGUGAAAUUGACCUCUCCUCAGCUCUCUAGAGAAAGCUUGUACAAAUUGUCACUGAAACAUUUAACUCUACAAAACGUUUCUUCCGGUGACUCGAGGAACCCUUUUGUUGAGCACGCAGUGCAAUACUGUGUGGCUGCUGCUCGAGCAACACUUGACCAGGAGAAGAAGGAUUCAUUGGAGAAACUGCUGUUGCAAGGUCUUGACAUCACGAUCUUGGGAAGCAAUGACUUCUAUUCAUAUCGGAAUUACAUUGAAGCUCGUGGUCUUCCUUUGACUCCAGACGCAUUGGCUGCACUUCCUGCCUUUGCAUCUAUUACCUUUAAUGCCGAGGAAUCAAAUGGAGAAAAUUGUAAACCUGAAGUUGCAAAAACUGGACUUGGAUCUUCUGCCGCAAUGACAACUGCUGUGGUUGCUGCUUUGCUUCAUUACCUAGGAGUUGUUAAUCUUGCUUCCGUGCUUCAUCAAGAAAAGGACAAUGCAGACCUUGAUACAGUGCAUGUGAUAGCUCAAACUGCUCACUGUCUUGCACAAGGAAAAGUGGGCAGUGGUUUUGAUGUUAGCUCUGCAGUUUAUGGAAGUCACCGUUAUGUCCGCUUUUCACCAGAAGUGAUUUCUUCUGCACAGGUUGCAGUGAUGGGAACUCCAUUACCUGAAGUUGUUUUUGAAAUCCUGAAAGGAAAGUGGGACCAUGAGAGGACUAAGUUCUGUUUGCCACCAUUGAUGACUCUUUUACUUGGAGAACCCGGGGCUGGAGGAUCUUCAACUCCAUCAAUGGUAGGUUCCGUGAAAAAGUGGCAGAAGUCUGACCCUGAGAAAUCUUUGGACACGUUGAGAAAGUUGUCAGAGGCAAACUCAGCCCUUGAAACACAACUCAAUACUUUAAGCGAAUUGGCGGAAAAACACUGGGAUGAAUAUAAAUGCUUGAUAGACAGCUGCAGCAUUCAGAAAACAGACAAGUGGAUAGAGCAAGUCAGUAAUCCAAACCAACAAGCAAUAGUUAAAGCUUUAUUAGGAGCAAGAGAGGCUAUGCUUGGAAUCAGGCUUCAUAUACGUCAGAUGGGUGAGGCUGCAGGUGUUCCGAUAGAGCCAGAAUCACAAACUAAGCUUUUGGAUGCUACUAUGAGUAUGGAAGGAGUUUUGCUGGCUGGAGUUCCUGGAGCAGGUGGGUUUGAUGCCGUAUUUGCUGUAACCUUAGGGGAUUCUGGAAGCCAGGUGACGAAAUCUUGGAGCUCAUUCAAUGUUUUGGCCUUGUUAGUUAGAGAAGAUCCUCUUGGUGUUUCUUUAGAGACUGCUGAUCCAAGAACAAAGGAAAUCACCUCAUCCAUUUCCACGGUUCAUAUUAAUUAAGUAUCCUUGACUUCAUUUAUGUGAUAAACUAGACCAGUUUAUCAUGUCGAUGAAAAAAAUGUGAUUUGAAAGUACUUGUGUUAGAGUGAAUACCCAAAAUCAAUCAGUCAUGGUUAAGGAAAAAUGUCAUAUCACCAGAGUUUGUAACUUGCUCAAGCACAACAGUCGCUCACUAUUAAUAAAAAAAAUACAUAUUUUAUUUAUUGUCUGUCUUAUUAUAUCAUGUUGGAAGUUUACAUAGACUUUACAAUACAAAUUCAAUCUGCAGAAUAUCUAAGAAACCUGAUCUUAAAAGUUUGUACUAGGUUUGUGAAUCCAAUAAAGUUCUCAUCUGUAUUCUCUAAUAUGUCAAAAGGUGCUUACUCUAUCAUGUUACC
Fragaria vesca subsp. vesca is the source of this 1948-nucleotide messenger RNA. Its product is annotated as phosphomevalonate kinase-like. The coding region runs from base 54 to 1571 and encodes 505 amino acids. Gene Ontology annotation, cellular component: peroxisome. The transcript is spliced from 10 exons. Gene Ontology annotation, biological process: isopentenyl diphosphate biosynthetic process, mevalonate pathway. Lineage: Eukaryota; Viridiplantae; Streptophyta; Magnoliopsida; Rosales; Rosaceae. The record is from RefSeq and is a predicted model, not a curated record. Gene Ontology annotation, molecular function: ATP binding; phosphomevalonate kinase activity.